This is a messenger RNA of Durio zibethinus, 1291 nucleotides long. RefSeq names its product E3 ubiquitin-protein ligase CSU1-like. The record is from RefSeq and is a predicted model, not a curated record. NCBI's taxonomy places the organism in Eukaryota, Viridiplantae, Streptophyta, Magnoliopsida, Malvales, Malvaceae. Gene Ontology annotation, molecular function: ubiquitin protein ligase activity. Gene Ontology annotation, cellular component: nucleus.
UUUUGGUUAUGUAUUAAUAUUUUAUUUUAAAUAUAAACCCGGUCCAAUUUCUGAAAAUCCUAACUCUGGUAAUUUCUAGGGUUUGACUUCUCUCUCUCUCGAUCUUCCAAUCCAAUAACAAUUGAAAUCGAUAAGGGUUACGGUUUUCCGUUCACAGGCAAAUAAUCAAAGAUGCCACAAAGGCACUCCAAGAACAACAACGAUUUAGCCUUCUUCACGUACGAUGAGAAGAGGCAGCUAGGGUACGGGACGCAAAAGGAGAGAUUGGGGAAAGACUCGAUUAAACCAUUCGAUGCUUGCUGCCUUUGCUUGAAGCCUUUCAUCGAUCCUAUGUCUUGCCAAAAAGGUCACGUCUUUUGCAAAGAAUGCAUUCUCGAAUGCCUUUUAGCCCAGAGAAAAGACAUCCAAAGGAAGCUUGCUGCCCACGCUGCUCAGCAGAAGCAAGAGAAGGAAGAGCAGGAGGAGAGGUUGAUGUUGCAGAAAUCUAGAGAGCUUGAUGCAUUUGAUCAGCAAAACCAUGGUGCUGUGCCACAAUACAAUGACAGAAACCACAGCACGGACAAGAAUGGGUUCCAUGGGGCAAAUAGUGUGAAGGCCACUUCUUAUGAAGCGGAAGCACUCCGGACAAUGAAAGCAUUCUGGCUUCCCUCUGCCACUCCAGAAGCACCUGUUAAAGUCGAGGCUCCUUCCACCGGUACAAUCUGUCCAGAAGGUAAAGAAAAACUCAAGCUGAAGAGCCUUUUUCCUAUCUACUUCUCUGAAGAUAACAGUGAACAGAAGAAAUCCAAUUCUCUUGAUAAGACUUACAUUUGUCCGAGCUGCAAGGUGACUCUGACAAACGCAUUAUCAUUGGUAGCCCUUAGCUCCUGUGGACAUGUCUUUUGCAAGAAAUGUGCUGACAGGUUUAUGGCUGUCGAUAAAGUUUGUUUGGUCUGUGAUAAGGCAUGCAAAGAGAGGAAUUUGGUGACCUUGGUAAAAGGAGGGACAGGCUUUGCUGGCCACGGGGAUCAUCUUGAAGCCACUGAUUUCAAGCAUUUGGGAAGUGGUAGUGGCUUGGGGCUUGUGAGACCUGCCGCGAAGACAUAAACUUUCUUUUUUACCUCUUUGUAGGUCUGUUUGUUUGCCUCUCCAUCGAAGAAAAGUGAAACAAGAAAGGGAAAAGAGAUGCAACGAGUUUCAUCUGCUUUAUACCUUUCGGAUUCAAUAUCUUUGCACAUCAUUCUAUUCUGUACUUCUGGUAUGAAUUUGUUUAAUUUUAUUCUAAAAUAGCAAUGGCAAUAUCGUUUUUUUU